Messenger RNA from Salvelinus sp. IW2-2015, 2048 nucleotides. Its product is annotated as coiled-coil domain-containing protein 50. The record is from RefSeq and is a predicted model, not a curated record. NCBI's taxonomy places the organism in Eukaryota, Metazoa, Chordata, Actinopteri, Salmoniformes, Salmonidae.
AACGGGAUCCCGCACGCUGUAUAUACAUGGCUGCUGUCUAGUGCUACGGUCCAAGCUAUCUGGAAUCCAUGGGACUUGCUACCCCGUUGAGGUGAAAAUGUAAAAUGGUUAAGGUAAAUGUUACGGUUAGGGAUAGGUAAGGGUUGUGGUAAAYGUAGGAGUUAAGGGUUAGAGGUUAAGGGCGUCCCAAGGAUUCCGGAUUGCUCCUGCCAGUGUUUAGUGCCACGAGCCAAACAACUUGACAGAGAUAGUGUGCUAAGUUUGUCCCCGCUGGCUUCCCAUCAAACUACCAGACUGACGGCUUUGUUUAAUUGAUAAGCUAAAAGGAUAGUUGUAUUAGGUCGAGACGCCUGGAAUAGGUUWGCGAGACGUAUCGGAGACUAUGGCGAACAUGAAAGGAUAACUGCGGAUAAAGUGUCUUGAAAAUAAGAAACUUCGACAGAAUCUCAAAGUUUAGACUUCACUGUCAUGUUUAUUGUUGAAUGCGCUUUUGUGUGCGCGAACAAACGAUAUUCAGGACUGUGUGCUGCGGAUACAGGGUCUUACUGUACUGAUACUGCUGUGGGCAGCACUGAGGACAAUGAGGCUGUGACUGGCCUCCUGCAGCCAUGACAGAGCUGGAGAUUGAUCAGUCCCACCUGCCACGGGUCCAGGAAGUGUGCCAUGUUUUUGCUGUCCUAGAGGAUGGAGCGUUGGCACACAACCUACAGGAACAGGAAAUUGAGAAGUAUUACACUACUAACAUGCAGAAGAACCAGCUGGUGCAGAAUGACAUCCGCAUCGCCAAGAGGCUGCAGAAUGAGGAGGAGGAACAGAGCACUCAGCACAGAGCCCUCCUGAGCCAGGCAUCUAGACAACUUCAGGAGGAGGACUCGGAGUACGCCAGGAUGAUCCAGGAGGAGAUCUUGAGAUGUGCUGAUGAGGAGGCUCAGAGAAGGGAGCAGGAGGACGAGGAAAUGGCUAAACGAAUCCAGGAAGAGGAGGAGCUGAGGGUCAGACAGAGGAGGAGUAGGCAGGAGAGCCUCAGUGACGGAGCCGCACUGCAGCCGGAGAAGGGGGCGUGUCUGGACCUGGGGGAGCUGCAGCAGGUGCUGCUGGAUGAGGAGCUGGCCAGGAGGCUGCAGGAGGAGGAGAAGCUGCUGAGGAGGAGCCCUCCAGCCCGUCCCACCCACUAUCAACGUGAUUCCUACCCAGCGGGAGACUUCAGAGUUGCACAAGUGGCUCAGGAUGAGGAAAUCGCCCGCUUCAUGCAGAAGCAGGAAAUGAAGUCAAAGCGUCGUUCACGUGACCUUGAUGGCCCGGGGUCACGGUGUGAACCGCAUGACCUGGCUGACCCCUAUGACAGAGGAACUGCCAGAGAGAGACGGAUCGAGCGGGAGAGACUGGACUCAGAGGACCUUCCAUCUCCUACUGAAGACUGCUCUCCAGACUAUCAGGCCCCUAGACCCACAACCCAACCACAACAGCCAAUCAGAAACAUUGCAGAGGAACUGGACCCAACCUUCAAGGCCAGUAGACAAGGCAAGGAGAGCAUCAGAGCGGGACCGACAAUCUCUGGCACAUCCUCCUGCCAGUCUCAUCCCACUCCUCACUCCGGCUUACAUGAUUUUAUGGAGGAGCCAACGUUCAUCCCGCCCACCAAGAGGCAAAGCGACAAAUCUGUACGCGCCAAAUCCAAAGAGAAGAAGGAGAACUGUAAGCAGCAGUGAUGUCAGUCUGAGACCAUGGGCCCGGGAGUAUAACAGCACACCCCUCACAUUACUUUACCGGGCUGCAAGAGGAUGUAAAGAAAAUUGUUUAGUUAUCCCAACUAGCACUUUAACCAGUUAAAAAAAAGAAUUGGGGUUUUUGUUAAAAGGACUGGUCCAGAUACUUUAUUUUUACGUUUGAGUCGUUUAAGUAGUGAGUGCAUAGAUUUUUGUACUUUUUCUUACUGUGUUCAUAUAACCCAAUAAUAUUCAAAGGGAAGAAUUGUACACUGAACAAAAAUAUAAACGCAACAUGUAAAGUGUUGGUCCCAUGUUUCCUGAGCUGAAAUAAAAGAUCCC